Messenger RNA from Hippopotamus amphibius kiboko, 1968 nucleotides. It is a transcript of the gene CCDC81, whose product is annotated as coiled-coil domain containing 81. The record is from RefSeq and is a predicted model, not a curated record. Gene Ontology annotation, cellular component: centrosome. The transcript is spliced from 15 exons. Lineage: Eukaryota; Metazoa; Chordata; Mammalia; Artiodactyla; Hippopotamidae. The coding region runs from base 1 to 1968 and encodes 655 amino acids.
AUGUUGGACACCAUCGUCCCUUCCCUGCAGGACGUAGGCAGGCACGUGCUGCCCACGCUGCCCUCGCUGAGCCAGGAGGAAGUCUCUACUAUUUGGGGGAAUGUGUCAGAAUUUGUGGAACGGCAGCUAUCCCUAUGUAAGGGAGUUCAGAUUCCAGGACUUGGAACUUUCACUUUCACGAGACAAAAACUUGAGGUGGGAAACAAGAAGGUUAUUCUCAUUCAGAGGCCCGUGUUUAUCAUGACAGAGAAGUUAGUACAGAUCCAUCGACUCAAACAGAACAAAGUAUAUACUCCUGGUGAUAUCCCAAUUGUUCCACUUAAUUUUGUCAUGAUAUCCCUAGAGGGUCCAUUUAACAGAGAUACAGUGGAAGGAUGUGUGAAGGAGACAUUGCUUUUUUUAUCACGAUCCAUUUCCACCAAACGAAAUGUGGAGUUUACAUUCAAAGGAAUUGGGGUCCUCGUGAUCAAAGGUGGCAAAGUGAAGAUGAGAUUUUAUAAGGACUUCCUCUGUACAAUGGACGGAACUGGAGCUUUGGUGAAAGCUCUAGCAAAUAGGCCCGACACUGUGGAUUCGGUGUUGUCUAGCAGAGAAUCCUUGAGGAAACGGCCCAACAGCGUGCUUGCAUUUCCCAGGAUGGACCUCAAGGAGAUGGAGAGCAAACCAACUAUGGAGACCAUUGUAGAAGAAGGUGGACAGAAUCGACAAAGGAAGAGCAAGUUAAAAGACCAGUCAGACAAAGAAGGAGGUGCCCGAGAGAUCUUAUCACCCAAGAUAAUGCGAGAUAGACAAGGUAUCUCCCCCGCCAAAGAAGCAAACAUCAGUUUGCCGAACAAAUUGGAGCAGAAUGGGAGUGGUGGGAAGAAUACGAACCUACAAAGCUUAUCAUCUCCAGGUGGUCUGAAAAAUGACAAUGAAAUGAAGCCUAAAGUUUCUCCAGCCACUUCUUGCCAGGAUCAUAAUAGGGCAGGACAGGAAAUGUGCUAUGUAUGCUUGCAACGAGCACAACGGAAUACCCCCUUGUACUACAGCAAGGAGAGGAAGAGGAGAGAGGUGGAGGAUGAGAGACUCAUACAGCAGUAUCAGAUACUGAAAGAUCAAGAGGCUCUCUUCAAAGAACAGAUGAGAAGUCUGGCUAGUAGAGAACAGAAUCAAAAAAAUGCUGCCUAUAACCUUGGAGUUGCUGAAGCUAUAAGAAUCCACAAGAGUGAGAAACCUGAAUUUUAUAAAUCCUUCCUGUUUGAUAAACGGCCACUCAGUCCUGAGAUUAAUGCUUUUAAACAAGAGGAAUAUUCCCAAAGUCUCCUGAAACAAAUGGACCACAGACAGGAAAAGGACAUAAAGCAAAGACAAAACAGAGAGUUGAUGGAGCGCCUGGAACAAGUGCAGCUCACAGAGGAACUUGCUGCUCAAAGAGCCAAAUAUAUAAGAGAUAAGAUGGAAGAAACACAGUGUUACAAGAGGGCUUUGGAUGCACAGAUAAAGAACAAACGCUCCCAGCUGCCCGUGUUUGAGCCAGACUCUUUUGAGCCCAUCAUUGGUAAAAAUGAGGGUGAGAUGAUGGCGGAAAAGCGAAAGAGAGAACAGAAUUACAUGAAGCACCAGCUGGAGGCAGCUGCUAAUCGCAAGAGGAGAGCCAUCCUGCACCAGCUGGUGGACCAAAAGCGGGAUUUGCUGAUGCUUCAGAGGACACACAAAGAGCACUUGGCAGACAGAAAUGCUGAGCUCGAGCGAGUGAACAGAAUCAACCAAAGCUUACAGGAUGACUGGGAAAGGAGUGCUGUCAUGAAGAAGCAGCGGGACCUGGAGGAGAAGGCUUUCGAGCGAGCCUCCGACAAGCUCUUCCUCCUGGACCAGUGUGAGAGGUAUCGGCGCUGCAAGCAGUGCCGGAGGCGCACCUCCAACGUGGGCGAGAGCAACCUGUGGCCCCUGAACAAGUACAUGCACGGCUCCCGGCUGUUCGUGUAA